AUGGACGACAUACAAACCAACGACCGCAUCGCGACGGACCGCGUCAUUGUCGAGAAUUUCAUUGGGCGCCUGAAGACGCUAUGGUCCAUAUGCAGUGACUGCUACCGUUGGACACGUCAGAACUAUGAUGUUUUGUUCCGAACCUGUGUGGCGAUGACGAACGUGCACAUCCGCAUGCAUCCACUUCGUGCGGACGAUGGCGACGUGAACUACCCUUAUGUGACUGGUCUCCGCCGCACUGAAACCGGCUCGUCCGGAUGCGGCGCGUCGUUGGUGGCCCCCAAGAUCCUGAUCACGGCGGCCCAUUGCUCGUCGUCUGCGUGGGCCACGUUUGCCUCUAUUGGGUCGCACUACUUGAACGGCACCAAGGAUGGCGAGCGCAUCAAGAUCGUCAAGCGCACUGUGCACCCUAAGUACAACAAGGCCACUCGCUUCGACUACGACAUUGCCGUGUUCGAAUUGGAGACCGCGUCAUCGUUCCCGCCCAUCAAGCUCAACUGGGACGAAGACCACUUCUCCGCCCCGGGCGUUGUGUCGUGGGUGCGCACGACCAAGUCGGGCGGAUCACAAUCCCCCGUCUUGCUCGAAGCCGAUGUCCCCAUCUACUCGAACGCUGCCUGUCAAAAGGCCUUGUCCGCCUACAAUUACAACAUCACGGCCUCCAUGAUCUGUGCUGGCGGGGGAUUCAAGGACACGUGCCAAGGCGACUCGGGUGGACCGUUGACUGUUACCCGCAACGGCAUCGAGUACUUGGCCGGUGUGACCAGCUGGGGCAUUGGCUGCGCGAACCCUGGCCUCCCGGGUGUGUACGCCCGGAUCUCGGAAGCGCGUGACUUCAUUGAACCGUUCCUGCCCAAACCUGCUUGCUAA
Aphanomyces astaci is the source of this 870-nucleotide messenger RNA. RefSeq lists its product as hypothetical. The transcript is spliced from 2 exons. The record is from RefSeq and is a predicted model, not a curated record. The coding region runs from base 1 to 870 and encodes 289 amino acids. Lineage: Eukaryota; Oomycota; Saprolegniomycetes; Saprolegniales; Verrucalvaceae. Gene Ontology annotation, molecular function: serine-type endopeptidase activity. Gene Ontology annotation, biological process: proteolysis.